GGAAAACAAGAUCUUUCAUCCAUUGAUACCAUCAACAGGAACUCACAGGAAACAUGUGUCUGUCUUCCAUUCCCCUCUGUGGCUUCCUCCUCAUCUUAAACCUACAGCUGUUCUGCACAUCUCCCAUCAGCCCCGGCCUCUCUGACGCUGACAUAGACUUCUUUAAGGAGCUCCUUAGCAGACUCGAGGAGUCCGUUUCCGAAGUGGAGCAGAGUGUCACUGCAGAGAGGAACCUGGAGAGCCUGAGCACAGAGGAGGCGGCAGACGGACAGCAGCCCCCCCCAACUCUGGAUGAGGCAGCAAUCAGGGAGUUUCUCUCAGCAAAGAACCUGAAGAGCGUCCGCAGCGACUCGACCAGGAAGUCGUCCAGCUGCUUCGGCCGGCGGAUGGACCGGAUCGGCUCCAUGAGCUCUCUGGGCUGCAACACAGUCGGCAAAUACAAUCCAAAGUAAAGAGAAAGUUUUACCAGCACAAUCCUGGAACUGCAAUGUCUCUACUAAAAUAUGAUUUUAUUUGAAAGCUAUUUAUUUACUC
Messenger RNA from Trematomus bernacchii (emerald rockcod), 534 nucleotides. It is a transcript of the gene nppb, whose product is annotated as natriuretic peptide B. Gene Ontology annotation, molecular function: hormone receptor binding; hormone activity. The transcript is spliced from 3 exons. The record is from RefSeq and is a predicted model, not a curated record. Lineage: Eukaryota; Metazoa; Chordata; Actinopteri; Perciformes; Nototheniidae. Bases 54 to 452 code for a protein of 132 amino acids. Gene Ontology annotation, biological process: receptor guanylyl cyclase signaling pathway; negative regulation of systemic arterial blood pressure; neuropeptide signaling pathway. Gene Ontology annotation, cellular component: cytoplasm; extracellular region; nucleus.